AUGAAUCUCACACAAACGGUGUGCGGUACCCCAGCGCGGGACCGAUCUGGUCAGUUCAAGACGAUGAAUCUUGCUUUUAGCGCUGUAACUCUUAUGAUAGCGGGUAUCCGCUUCAUAUCCAAAUAUCUCUUCAGCAUCAGGCAGGGUUUUGGACCUGAUGAUUGGACCUUGCUGGCAGCAGGAUUUAUCGGCAUUCCUUGCAUCGCGUUCAACAUUUUAGGACUGAGUAGCCAUGGUUUGGGGAAAGAUAUCUGGACAUUAACUCCAGGUGACGCUGCCUCUUUCGCUCGGUGGUUCCUAGCCAUGGAAGUUCUCUACGUGGUCAUUAUGACCAUUGUGAAGAUCAGUUUAUCGCUCUUUUAUCUUGACUUGUUUCCGGGGACGAACUUCCGCAGAGUGGUUUGGGGUACCAUCAUAUUCAAUAUCGCUUCUGGUCUCAGCUUUGUUAUUGGAAGCCUCGUACAGUGCGUACCAAUGAGCUUGACGUGGGAGCAAUUUAGCGAUUCUUCACACGGGCACUGCAUCGACAUGAAUUCGUUCGGGUGGGCAAACGCAGCUGUCAAUGUUGCAACGGAUCUAUGGCUUAUAGUCAUUCCUCUAUUCCAGUUAUACAAGCUCGACACUCAGUGGAGAAGGAAGCUAAGUGCUGCUAUCAUGUUUAUGACGGGAGUGAUAGCGACCAUUGUUUCCCUCCUCAGAUUCCAGUCGCUAGUCCACUUCGCCAACACGGCGAACCCAACCUGGGACCACUGGAGCAUCGCCUGGUGGUCGACCAUCGAAGUCAACAUAAGCAUUAUUUGCACAUGCAUUCCUUCUAUACGGCUGAUCCUAGCGCACAUAUUUCCGCGCGCCAUUGGCUCCAGCCUUGGGCUACCCCCCAUGACAGAGGAAUCUUGGAUUGGCGAGAAAAUGUCCAGCCCAAAUCCAUUGGAUAUAGAGCAGUUGGAACUAUGCAACAAUCGAAGCAUAGACGGAGUUUCAAAGACAAGCGAGUCUAUCCAGCGAGCCGAGGGGGUUUUAGAGAUGGUGGCACAUCCAGCUAUUAUCCAAUGA
Trichoderma harzianum CBS 226.95 is the source of this 1053-nucleotide messenger RNA. RefSeq lists its product as hypothetical. The transcript is spliced from 2 exons. The coding region runs from base 1 to 1053 and encodes 350 amino acids. NCBI's taxonomy places the organism in Eukaryota, Fungi, Ascomycota, Sordariomycetes, Hypocreales, Hypocreaceae. The record is from RefSeq and is a predicted model, not a curated record.